Messenger RNA from Sinocyclocheilus grahami, 4649 nucleotides. RefSeq names its product F-box/LRR-repeat protein 19-like. The record is from RefSeq and is a predicted model, not a curated record. NCBI's taxonomy places the organism in Eukaryota, Metazoa, Chordata, Actinopteri, Cypriniformes, Cyprinidae. Gene Ontology annotation, molecular function: zinc ion binding; DNA binding; protein binding. The coding region runs from base 430 to 2811 and encodes 793 amino acids. The transcript has 11 exons.
UAUUUACCAUAUUUAUUUAUUUAUUUAUUAGAUUUCCAGGAGCAGGAGCAGAGUGCGCCGUGAGAGCUGAUGCGGCGCAGAUGCGUUAGUCUCGAUAACACACACCUAACAGAGGAGCACAAUAGCGAGAGCGAACAAAGGCACGUUUAUCCGUGCAUGCGUGCUCUCGCGCAGCGCUCGGGAAUCAUCGGCCCUCUGGGUCCCAGGUGAGGGUCUUCCAGACAGAGCCUCGGAGAAACCCAGCGAGAGGCGAGAGGCGAGAGCAGCAGCUCGUGCACGCCUGUGAGAGGAGCCUGAUAAGAGCAGAGUCGAGCGGAGGAACAAGGAAGCGCUCGCGCUCUCAUUGUGUGCAUCUGUCGCCAGACAGCAUCAGUCUAAUGCGCGAUCUAGCAGUAUGCGACUCCGCGCGCGCAGUUGAAUGCAGAGGGGAUGUCUGGCAGUAAGGUGCUGGGGGGGGCGCGGCGGCGGCGGACACGGUGCCGGCGCUGUCAGGCGUGUAUGAGGACCGAGUGCGGCGAGUGCCACUUCUGCAAGGACAUGAAGAAGUUCGGUGGACCGGGCCGGAUGAAGCAGUCCUGUCUGCUCCGCCAGUGCACCGCGCCGGUGUUGCCGCACACAGCCGUGUGUUUUGCUUGCGGAGAAGCGGGGAAGGAGGACACGGUGGAGUCGGAGGAGGAGAAGUUCAGCCUCUCGCUCAUGGAGUGCACCAUCUGCAACGAGAUCAUCCACCCCAGCUGCCUGAAGAUGGGCAAGGCUGAAGGCAUUAUUAAUGAUGAGAUCCCAAACUGCUGGGAAUGUCCAAAGUGCCACAAGGAGGGAAAGACCAGCAAGGAUCAAGGAGACGGUUUGGGGAAGAGGCGCAUGGACAAUGGGGAGGUGAGUCGCUGGAAGCUGACGGAUGAGCCGCCUCCCAGUAAGAAGAAGAGCCUGUCUCUGGAAGACGGAGCCAGACGCAAGAAGGACAAGGAGCUUCCCCAGGAGAGCGGCUCCAAGAAGAAGAUCAAAGGAGCCCGUGAUAAACACCUGAAGAAGCAGAAAGCCAAACCCAACUCGUCGGACUCCUCUGAAGCGAACGGGCCGAACUCUUCAUCAGGCGGUGGACACGGCUCCAGCGCAGCGCAGGCCUUGACGCCGAGCCAGGACCAGCGCUCACAUCACCGUGAGAAACUGGAGCGCUUCAAGCGCAUGUGCCAGCUCCUGGAGCGAGUGCGCGACUCCAGCUCCUCGUCCUCCUCCAGCUCCGAAACCGACUCUGAGUCCGACUCGGACUCCCCGUCCCCUGCGGGCGCCUCGGAGCCGUCCUCUCCGGCGUACGGCAGCGGCACGGCGCGCGAGCGGAGCCGGCGUCUGGCCGAGCUUGGCUUCAGCGCCAGCGAGGAGUCCGAGGGCGAGAGCGUGGUGGUGCAGGAGCAGGAGGACGAGCCGCAGACGCAGCGCCGCAGGGGAGACACCAGCACCCGGCUGCGGAGGACGCUCGCCGAGGCUGAGCCAGACGACGACGAGGAAGGCUCGGGCGACCGCGCUCACAAAGCCCUGGCCCCAUCCUCACCACUCUCGGCUACGCAGCCGCCGAGCUACGGACACUUAGCGGGCCCCGAGGGCCUGUCCUCGUCCAAGCGCACUAACGGACAGGACGCGCGCAACGGCCGCACGCGGGUGAGUGGCAGAGAGCUGCAGGAGAAGGAGAACUCCAACAGCAGCGCCGUCUCCAAUCACCGGCACGCUGCCGGGAAGGCCGUCCGCGGGAGCAGGAUCCGUGGAGCAGGCCGGCAGGGCCAGAGCACUCCCUGGAACAAGAGCACAGCGACGGCCGGAUCCGGCGCGCCCAACGGCGGCUCUCACCCGGGGAGCGUCUCGCUGGCGCCGCCGCGCUCGCAGCUGCUGAAGAGGAGCGCCGUGGCCGUGCCCUCUCCGCCGCGGCCGCUGCAGAUGGAGCGACACCUCGUGCGCCCACCGCCGGCCUGCCCUGAGCCACACUGCCUGCCGCUGGACAGCGGAGCAUCGCACGUGCUGCCCCGGGACGUCUGGCUCCGCGUCUUUCAGCACCUCAGCCAGCGCCAGCUGUGCGUCUGCAUGCGAGUGUGCCGCACCUGGAGCCGCUGGUGCUGUGAUAAGAGGUUAUGGACUCAGAUCGAUCUGAGCCGCCAGCGCUCCAUAACUCCUCCCAUGCUGAGCAGUAUAAUCCGUCGACAGCCUGUGUGUCUCAACCUGGGCUACACCAACAUCUCCAAGAAACAGCUCAUGUGGCUCAUUAACCGUCUGCAAGGGCUGCUGGAGCUGAACGUGGCGGGCUGCUCGUGGUCCUCGGUCUCAGCGCUCUGUCAGUCUGUGUGUCCCUGUCUGCGGCUGCUGGACCUCAGCUGGGUGGAGGAUCUGAAAGACUCGCAUCUGAGGGAGCUGCUGGCCCCGCCGAGCAACGACACACGCUCAGCUCACGGAGAGAACCGCGGCGGGCGUUUCCAGAACGUGACGGAGCUGCGUCUGGCGGGCCUGGAGGUGACUGACGGCAUGUCGCGCCUGCUAGUGCGCUAUCUUCCUCACCUGAGCAAGCUGGACCUCAGUCAGUGCUGCCACAUCACAGACCAGAGCAUCCACACGCUGACCUCUGCCCUAUCCCCGCUGAGAGAGAGCCUCACGCACGUCAGCCUGGCAGGCUGCGUGAAGGUGACGGAGCAGUGUCUGCCGCUGCUGCGCCGCUGCGCCUCUCUGCAGAGCGUGGACCUGCGCUCCUGUGGCCUGCUCGCUCUAGACGUCUGCCAGCUGCACUGCUUCCCCUCGGCCGAAGACAGACUCCUGCUCAAGAACAGCUAGACUCCGGCCCCUGACACACCAGAGCACAGCACAUUCGGACAUCACAGACACUUCGCUGUUUUGGUUUUGUUUUUUAUUUCUGGAUCAACCAUCUGUGAAUGGAGAAAUCAAGUCCAUGUAGAUAUCCCGUACCAGUAAUGAGUGUGUGUACAGAUUAGUAGUGUGCUGUAAUGACCCCGGCACAGCUGUCCUGCUGGGAGCACUGGCUCUGUCCCGAUGCAGAAUGCAUCCUACUGUGGAGAGCUCGUCUCAAACACAGCCAUAUUAGUGUGCUUGGGUGGAUCUCACCCCAAAAUCAAAACCGAUUUGAUCCGUUUGGUUUUUUGCACAAAUUUAAAAAAAAGCCCUCUUUGGGACCUCUAAGAGCAUUUUACAUUAGAUUUGAGUCCUCGCUGCUGUCAAAGGUGAUGAGGUUCAGAGACAGAGAUGAGAUCAGGUGCUUAAAAAUCUUUAUGGCCCUAAAAUGAGGCUGGACUCUGAUUUUGGGGUUUUAGGCGUUUGGAGAACUCAUCCAUCAAUGAGUGAAUUUCGGAGGUGUGUGUGAACAGUGUUAACGGUGAUGGGCUCUGAUGGUGUGCUUGGUGUUCUCUUCACUCGCUCUCGGCCUUGCUGUGCCAUACGCUGCCCGUCCUCUGUCCUUCCCCUCUUCAUUUCUGCUCUCUUCCUGACCGCUGAAGGACACGGAUCGGGAAGCCCGACAGACGUCGCUAGGCUCGAGCUGCUGUGUCGUCAUGCAUUGCAUAUAAUGUCGCAGGGUGAAUGUUGCUGUAGAUUCCUGCAGAUCUGGAAAGGUUUUCACAGAACGAGGCAUUGGUUUGUUGUCAUUCGGUCAGGUCAUUAAAACUGCUCACCUUCAAAGCCAGAAUGGUCCAAACUCAAAUAUGCCUUCCAUUAGCAAUGGAGAAAUGGUGAAGAAAAAUGCGUUGUGGCCAAUUAGUUUGAAAAUGUAUUGGAGAAUAAAAUAGUUGGUGUUUCCAGCCGCAUUCAGUGUUACCACUCGCAAAAGACUAACCACACAUUCUGCAAGCGCAUUCUUCCCAGUCUGGUGUUUUAAUGCUUCUCUGAACGAGCUGCUCUGAGCAGGAAGGCUUUAACAGUUUUAAUUGUUCUGAUUUGAAGCCACUUCCAUCUUCUCUGUUGAACUAUUGAACGGGCCUCUACCAGGGAGCCUCGGAAACAACUUUUCUUCAAUCUUUCGCUGAGCUCUGCAGCUGCUUCCUUCCAGAAUACGAUGCAUGUCGACACCGUUCACUGACUGUAUUCCUUGCACACUUUUAUUCAGUAUUGGGUCCAAUACAUGGCAGUUUAAAGUGUUUGAUGGCAGUAGACAAACAGCAUCCCUUAAAAGUGACUUCGACAAUGUAGUUGCAAUGGUUUUUUGUUGUUGUUGUUGAUGAUGUUGUUGUUUUUAGAUUUCUUGUUUAAACGACGUUCUUGCACAUCGGGAAAUACAUGUGUGCUGUUCAUAGUUACAUAUCAAACACUGAGUUGUUGAUCAUUUCUGGAAUCGGCACGAAGAACUUGAAUAGGUUUUAAAUACGGUUCAUCUUUCAUCCGACCAUGUUUUUUUGCAGAUUCAUAGCCCACAAAACUGAAUUGCCAUGUAUGAACCAAACAUGCACCCUGUUGAAUGCACAGGGCUGAAAUCAUGUUAUUAUAAUAUCUUGCCAAAAUUUCCUGUUUUUGGGCAUUCAUAUAUAAAUAUAUAUUUCUUCCUUUGCAUUGAUCCAUGUGAUAGAAUAUUUGAAACAAUGGGGAAAAAGAAAAACAAGGCAGCUACUGUAAGAGUGACUACUGUAAAAUGUCUAAUUAAAUAAAGACAAUGGGGGUUGUUUUUA